UUUCGGUAAAUAACAAAACAUAUCGUCUUCAUCGACGCUGUCGCAACAGAGUUAUAUCAUCCAUGGCGUUGGCGCCUAAACCCCUCUCUCUCUCUUCUCUUUCCGCAUUCCGCACACAUUAUUCCUUCCAAAACCCUUACCCCAAAUCCUUUCCCCCCAGAUUCAACUGUCGAAAACCACUCAGUUUCAUCAUUUGCAAAUCCGCCCAAACUGAUUCCCCCAAUUCCUCGUUGUCCACACCCGAACCCGAUGGCUCCGGACCCUCCGCCCCUACCCGAGGCGACCUUUUCCUCCAGCGUCACCAAUCCUCAGCUGCUUCCGCCACCGUUCUUGCGGAGAUAAAGGAAAAGAAGAAGAAGAAGAAUAAACAAAAGGCUGCGAAAGCUUCUUCUUUUACUGGGCCUAGCUGUUACGGCUGUGGAGCCCCGUUACAGACUUCGGAGGCCGAUGCUCCGGGUUACGUGGAGGUUGAAACAUAUAAUCUGAAGAAGAAACAUAGGCAGCUAAGAACGGUGUUAUGUGGGAGGUGCAGGCUCCUGUCCCAUGGCCAUAUGAUUACUGCUGUUGGUGGGAAUGGAGGGUAUUCGGGUGGAAAACAAUUUGUUACGGCAGAAGAGCUUCGUGAAAAGCUAUCACAUUUGCGUCACGAGAAAGCUCUUGUAGUGAAACUGGUUGAUGUAGUGGACUUUAAUGGCAGUUUUUUAGCCCGUGUCCGCGAUCUUGCUGGUGCAAAUCCCAUAAUACUAGUUGUAACUAAGGUUGAUCUUCUUCCAAAAGGAACUGAUCUCAAUUGUGUUGGUGACUGGGUUGUGGAGGCAACAGUUAAGAAGAAACUGAAUGUAUUGAGUGUGCACUUGACAAGUUCCAAGUCUUUGGUGGGCAUUGCUGGAGUGAUCUCAGAAAUUCAGAAAGAGAAGAAGGGAAGGGAUGUCUACAUCCUGGGUUCAGCUAAUGUCGGAAAAUCUGCUUUCAUCAAUGCUCUAUUGAAAAUGUUGUCUUAUAAGGAUCCCGUAGCUGCUGCAGCGAGAAAAUACAAACCAAUUCAAUCUGCUGUUCCGGGAACUACUUUGGGUCCAAUCCAAAUUGAAGCUUUCCUAGGUGGAGGAAAAUUAUACGACACACCUGGAGUUCAUCUGCACCAUAGACAGGCUGCCGUGAUCCAUUCAGAGGAUCUACCUGCUCUUGCACCCCAAAGUCGACUUCGAGGUCAAUCUUUCCCAAACCCUCUUCUUAUUUUGGACAACUCGAUGGUAGACCGAAUCAAAUCAAAUGGUUUGGUUGGUUUCUCUAUUUUUUGGGGAGGUCUUGUCCGAAUUGAUGUCAUCAAAGUUCUUCCAGAAACACGUUUGACGUUCUAUGGACCCAAGGCACUGCAAAUCCAUGUGGUACCUACUGAAGAUGCAGAUAAAUUUUACGAGAAAGAAGUUGGGAUCAUCUUGACUCCUCCAACUGGAAAACAGAAGGCAGACACCUGGAUGGGUCUUGAAACAAAGCGCGAGUUGCAAUUAAAAUAUGAUGACGUUGAUAAACCUGCUUGUGAUGUGGCUAUAUCUGGGCUUGGUUGGAUAUCAGUAGAACCAUUUAGCCAAUCUCUUAGAUCAUCCGAGACAAGUGCAGUAGAAGCUGGUGGGGAGAUAAGUUUAGUUGUCCACGUCCCCAAGCCUGUGGAAAUUUUUGUCCGUACUCCUUUACCUGUUGGCAGUGCUGGAGCUGAAUGGUAUCAGUAUCGGGAAUUGACAGAAAUGGAACAGGAAAUAAGACCAAAAUGGUACUACUGAGAUAGGUUGGGAAAUGCUUCAGGUAUAGAUUACAUAACAACGCUGUGUCAGAAGAAGAAGAUGGAAGGUCACAGGAAACAAAUGCUCGAUGAUAAUAUGAAAAUACAUAUUCGACAGGUUCGUGGCCACCUUGAUUUGCAUUAGAUCCCCUUAAACUCUUUGAAGACGGCAAAAUCAGCAUCCCGCUUCCCAUUAUUUAAGUGCACGUUUGAUUAUGAGAGGUCCCGCAACUAGUACAAUGGCUAGAUUUAAACAGUUUUGUGACUUCACCAAGACUGUGAAGCAUGAAAAAUACAGCACCCCGUAGCCAGUGCAACUCCUGCUCAGAAGAUUGUAUUUUCAUAUACAAGUUUACAGCUGCUCUCUAUGCAAUGUUUUGAUUUAGAGUACAUCUGUUUACUUUAAAGACUAUUCUGAUUUUGUUUGUAAAAUCAAUACGAAGAUUAUCA
This is a messenger RNA of Sesamum indicum (sesame), 2227 nucleotides long. It is a transcript of the gene NOA1, whose product is annotated as P-loop containing nucleoside triphosphate hydrolases superfamily protein. The record is from RefSeq and is a predicted model, not a curated record. NCBI's taxonomy places the organism in Eukaryota, Viridiplantae, Streptophyta, Magnoliopsida, Lamiales, Pedaliaceae. Gene Ontology annotation, molecular function: GTPase activity; GTP binding.